Molecule: messenger RNA, 516 nt
Organism: Bemisia tabaci
Lineage: Eukaryota; Metazoa; Arthropoda; Insecta; Hemiptera; Aleyrodidae
Gene: RpL37a
Product: ribosomal protein L37a
Biological process (GO): translation
Cellular component (GO): ribosome; cytosolic large ribosomal subunit
Molecular function (GO): structural constituent of ribosome; RNA binding
Source: RefSeq, a predicted model, not a curated record
UCAAAUCUUUAAGAUGGCUGAUUGCCACCCUCUUGGUUUUAUCAUUCUAUUCUCCGAAAAUCUAACCUCUUCCAAGCAUUUAUGAGCCUUGUUUACGUUUGUGAGUGAAGUGUGGAACCAUGACGAAGGGUACCUCAAGUUUUGGUAAGAGGAAGAAUAAGACCCACACGCUCUGCAGGCGUUGUGGCAGGUCUUCCUAUCACAUCCAAAAGAAACGAUGCGCACAGUGUGGAUACCCUUGCGCCAAAAUGAGGCAUUACAACUGGAGUAAAAAGGCCCAGAACCGAAAGACCACAGGAACCGGACGUCUGCGCCACCUAAAGAUAGUUUACAGGAGAUUCAGGAAUGGAUUCCGUGAAGGUAUUAGACAAACCCAAACCAAGAAACAAAGGAAAAUCGCUGCUGCCGCAAGCAAAAAAGCAGCUGCCUCUGCGAAAUAGGUUUAUGUAAAGUUUUGUUAUUUUUUUAUCUGAGGACUUGUUUGACCUAAUAAAUUAUCUUAAGGUGAAUUUUGUA